AAAGCUUUGAAUGAAAAUGUCCGCGGGGUUAUUUUGCUCUACAUUCAGCGGAUAAUUGAACCAAUUAGGAAUAUGUCUGGAGAUGGAAACCGUCUGAGAAAUGAAUCGACUCGAGUAUUUAAUCUGACCGCUGAAACACACGUCUUUUUGUCACAUUCGAGGAUAAUAAAAAUAGAAUAUCACAGGUCAUAUAAGUACUGGCUGAAGUGGACAGUACCCAUGUCUAUACGACGUUCCUCCAGAUUGAAAAGCACCCACAACAGUCCUACGAGGGACAGAUACAAUCCAAAACCUCGGCUUAGAACCCGGAGGGGAAGGUCAUCAUUGAAGGAAACCGAUUCAAAUGAGAGCAAGGACUGUGACAUCAUCGACCUCAUCAACAAGAACCCAAAUAAAAGCCACGUUCCCGAACACAAAACCUCAACAGAGGCUGUUGGCUUUCUCAGUUAUGGACUGGAUGAGUCAAACGAUGAGAGCGACUCUGAAAGCAGCAGCAUAGCUUCUGGUCCUUCCACUUUAUGUUACGACAAUCGAGAGGAGCUUUACUGCCAUCUUUGCUCUCCUUGCCAUAAGCUCUACGAAAAGGCCAAAAGGUUGAAGGAGCCAGUCAAAAACAAACUCCUCAAUAACGAUCCAGAGUCUCUGGACUGUGACCAGUGGGUGCUGCUGAAAAGAUGGACGCCGGGAAGACGACCUAAUGCCAAACGGAAGCUUUUGAGUCAUGUUCAGCUUGAUGGAAUCGACGUGCCAAGGCCGAAGCACUCAUCGCCGUGUUCGAGGCAACACACCUUCCUCCGAAGGAACCUGAGGCAGUCCAAACUUUUGGCCAAAAGAAAUAGGAAGAAAAGGAGGAGGAGUAGUAACUCCCAGGGCCCCCGCGUCUUUAAGCAACAGCGCCUCCAAAACGGGCAAGACGCAGAGUUGAAAGAUUUGGGUGAAACCCUAAACAGCUCAUUUAGCAGCUGCAGCAACCUCCAAGAUUUCAGCAGUCCAGAAACGCAGAGUCAGGACAGAAUCGAUGAGACCAGAGCAUCGGCAGAGAUCCAAAAUCAGGAGAGGCCACCAAAGAGGGCUGAAUUCAGAAAGCUUCUGGCUCAGCUGCAGAGAAACAGUAGUGUCAUCAUCAAAGAAACAUGCUGCCAAGACCGUUGAGUUGUUCACUGUCAGCCAAUCAUAGCGUUGCUUCAAACUAGUUUGCUGCUGUUCACACGGAUUCUGUUUCUGUUGGGUUUCCCUAAUAUAAUGUUGCAGUUGCAUGCUUGUUAAUGUUGCCCCGUUUAUAUAUUUUUUGCAGUUUUAUUUUUAUGAUGUUUUCUUUCCAGUAAGUAUUCUUUUAGAUUGACCUUUUUAUGCAUCCUAACAACUGUAAAUAAAUGUAUUUAAACUUGGCCCUGACUACAGUUCUUUAACAAGUUUUCACUUGCCUCGAUAUACAGUUUAAAUACAAAACCUGUCACACUUAUUUCUGUAAAAAAGAGCAUAUUAUCUCAAUCAAAAUGUUUAAUAAGGAUGCAUUGAUGCAAGUGGAGAAAGAAAUAUACCUUGUUAAAUGAUUGGUGGUGAGAAUUUAGACACUGCUGCUUUUAAUGUGUUG
This is a messenger RNA of Cyprinodon variegatus (sheepshead minnow), 1594 nucleotides long. RefSeq lists its product as uncharacterized. NCBI's taxonomy places the organism in Eukaryota, Metazoa, Chordata, Actinopteri, Cyprinodontiformes, Cyprinodontidae. Bases 73 to 1152 code for a protein of 359 amino acids. The record is from RefSeq and is a predicted model, not a curated record. The transcript is spliced from 6 exons.